ACUCCCCGAGCUACCGCUGCCACGAUCUGAGCUGUCCCUUGUCACCAGGGUUUCUGUGUUCCUCCUGCUCAUCAACCGACUCGUCAACCAGCGUCUGUCUCUCGACGUCAGGUCCAAGGCUUUCCAUCAUGUUCCCUGGGUGAGCUGCUGUGUACUGUGCGGAGGAGAGUGUCCCUGUUGACCCGGGAUUAUCAUAACAAGAGCUGGUCCAGUGGCUUAGAGCAGAUGAGUCAUGCUCACCUCCAGUGAAGUUGAAGAUGAGGUGGAUCAUUCAUUUUUCGACAGUGAUGCUGACGACGGUAGCGUCUGCAGAGAAGGACGUGAAACGACCGGAAAUCCACCGGUGAAAGAGAAGCUUCGAGCAAGACAGACUGAAAAAGCAAAUAGUGGUUUGUCCCAGAGGACUCAUGGGACAAAAAAACACCGGCAGAAAGUUAACAGCAACGGAAGCAGUGGGGAAAGUGAAAAGAACAGCUCUCUGUCAAAGGAGGAAAGUAAGCGAAGGGUUUCUAACCUAUCAUCUGCAGCCUCUAUGUCAGAUAAAGGCAUCAGCAGUGACAGCAGUGAUAGUGAGGAAGAUUACAAGGUGCUCUCUAAAAGACCCAAUGAGACAUCCAUGGCUUUGGUGGAUGAGGUAAAUGAUAGGGACAUGUACAACCAGAGUCCAGAUGAGACUGAAGAAGAGGCAGGGUCCACUUCCAAACACUCGAAAUGGAGAAAUACACAAGCUUCUAAAAAACCCACAAGAAAAUUGCGCAGCCAAAUUCCAUCCUCCUCUUCCACCGAGGACGAGGACUCAGAAAUCUGCUCUAGCUGUAGUUGCAGGACCCCCAUCCCUCACAAACCCAAGAAGACGUCUUCAUCCCCUCGAGAGGGACGGUCCACAGAGGGUGGGGACGGAUCUCAGGACAUGACCACCAGCUGUACAGAGGAGUCGGACGAUACAGUGACAAACGUGAGCCCCCUCUCCUCUCCUGACAUCACCCCCAUGCAGUCGCUGGACCUGAACCACACAGAGGCAGAGGAGCCGCAGCAGGAGAGUGUGCCCUCCAGUGGCCUCAGCGAUACACCUCAGUACGAGGACUCAGAGUGCUCCUUCAUUUCAGAUAGUAAAUUUGGAGGUGGACCGGCCGCCUCCUAUCCUGGACAGAAAAGCAGGAAGAACUUCUCAUUCAACAACAACGAUGUCCAGCGCAUAGAUCAGGAGAACCAGCGACUGUUCCGGGUGCUCUCACGCCUUUCUGCAGAGCCCGGACCAGAGAGUGCGGCGAAGAAGAAAACCAAGAGAGGCGGCCACCUGCCUGCCGUUCACGUUCAUCACAGCGCAGUUAACAGGCGUCGGGAUCAGAAGCGCAUCGAGACAGAGAACCUGGCUUUCCUGAAGCGACUGGAGUCUGCCAAGCCUUCAUAUGGUAUGAAGCGCUCCGAGCAGGAGAAAGAUUACCAGCGACUAGCAUCAUAUUAUGGAGGUCCGGUCUACCCACUGUCUCGGAAAGACAGGUCCUCCUUCGAAAUAAACUCAGUGGGUCCCAGGUCUGCUGGUUCCACCAGACACAGCUCCAGAGCAGCUUCCACCACCACAGACUCCGGCAGCACGCCUGCACCCACGUCACAAAAACGGUGCAGCUACUCAAGCCGUUUUCAGACAUGAACUCCAGAGUUUCUCCUUUUACAUACGAAGAACACAGCGGGAGUUUCCCUGGUCUCCGGAUCAUCAUCGUCGAUGUCUUCCUUGUUUACAGCAUUGCUUUUUAAUAUUGAGAUAUUUGAUUUUUUGUCUGUUUUUUGUUGGCUUUGCGUCGAUGGAGGUUUGCAACAUCAUCAAUGUGCCAACUCGCUCACCGUUAGUCAUCCAGAGAACCUCCUGCUGUUCUCUCUCGUGGGCUCACUGGAAUAUUAUCUGGCCUAGGGGUAGAGUGGUUGUCCUCCAACAAAAAGGUUGGCGGUUCAAUCCUCACUCUCCUCCAUCUACAUGCCGAAGUGUCCUUGGGCAAGAUCCUGAACCCCUGAAUGGCCCCUCAUAGAUGUUGAAUGGCUUCGGAUAAAAGUGACUGCCGAAUGACAUAUAAUGUAAUGUAAUCUUCCUUGAGGCCGCCAGGAGAAACUCCCUAGAACAUACAGCCCCUUGUGUUUGAAGGCAGUUUUUGAAGCAUGUUGCUGGAGACUCUUUGAUGCUGAAGUAUAGCAAACAAUGCUCUCUAAUUAAUCCCUCUAAUAGUUCAACUGUGGCUUCUCAAUACGGUGUUAAGAUCGCUGGGUGCAUUUCUGUAGAAGAUAUUGCCUUUACAUCAACUGCUAUUAUAAAUUAUGCAUUACAAAAAUAACAAAAUAAAUGUAUUUAUUAUAUCAGCAAGUGACGUUUUGGUUUAUAUCUGCAAUUUCUCAGAAUUGUUCAAAUUCUGAUGUGCUAUAGAAUUGUAAACAAAAUUACAGGGCUAUAGGGAAGUUAAUAUUUCUUGUUAUUAAUAUAUUAAUACUUGAAUAAAAAGGCUGCUCAUUCCAAUAUAAGAAGUGUGUUAUUUACAUCUUGGAGAAUAGUUGAUCUUACAUAAUUGUCUAACAUUCUCGUGACCAACUACUAUUAAGAGAAAGAGGAUUUUUAAUGGAUUCUUGGUUGGAACAGAUUGUUAGAAGUGAAAAUCCGGGAAAUUUUAACUGUAUUGGGUUUACACUGACAGUAGUAACAGCAUCAAGACCCACAGUAUACGACUAAAAUCCCAAAUCUAAGAAAGAGGGCUACACAUAUUGUAUAUUACAAAGGACUUUUGAUAAAUGUACCUUUUUAAAUUGCGUUGAAAAAAACACCCUAAUAUUGUAUUUAGUAUAUCUAUAUCUUGCUCAUUCUACAUUAUAUUUCAAUGUUAUUUGUAUUUAUUGCUACAUUUUCCCCUUGUGCUGCCACUAAGAGCUGCUGUGACUCUUGAAUAGAACAGAGCCAUCAUUAAUGUGUUUUACUGUGACAUGUCCAUUUAACAGCAGAUGACGUGUUGGGCGUAACAAUCGAACAUGUGUUGGAAAAAGACUGGACCAUUGAAUU
Platichthys flesus (European flounder) is the source of this 3037-nucleotide messenger RNA. It is a transcript of the gene cfap97, whose product is annotated as cilia and flagella associated protein 97. Lineage: Eukaryota; Metazoa; Chordata; Actinopteri; Pleuronectiformes; Pleuronectidae. Gene Ontology annotation, biological process: spermatogenesis. The coding region runs from base 233 to 1651 and encodes 472 amino acids. The transcript is spliced from 6 exons. The record is from RefSeq and is a predicted model, not a curated record.